CCACAAACAAAUCAAAAUAUUCAUUAAACACGAACGAGAAAUAUUCAACAGACUAUGACGGUGGAAUCCGAAAAAGUAUUCAAAACUCAAAACAAGUUUCUAGUUAAAAGCGGCUGUAAAAAGCGUAUGUGGAGAUCAUUGAAACAAAUACUAACCGCCGAAAGAGCUUUACCAUGGCCUAAUGACGCAGUUUUAUUUUACUCUAUAAACGCGCCACCAACGUUUAAACCUACCAAAAAGUAUUCUGACAUAUCAGGACUUCCAGCCCCUUACGUAGAUCGACAUUCGAAGCUCUUCUACAGCAACGCUGAGGAGUUUGCGACUGUGCGAAAUUUACCCAUGGACAUAACGGCAGGAUACCUUCAACUUCGAGGUGCAAACACUGUAGUAGGAUAGAUAAAGGAAGGAAGAAGGAGAUAGUUUGAAAGUUUAUUUCUUUCGUGAAAAUGUCUUUAUGAUGGUUAGUUUCUAUAAUUUUGAGAACUAGCACUAUAGAGAGGACACAAGAAAGUUACAAAAUCACAUUCUUUUGAAGAUGGAGCAGCAGCAGAACUGAAAAGUUAGUAGAAUGGCAAGAAGUCCUUAUACUUUGAGGCUGGUGACAUGAAGAAAACUGAUAAGUAACUUAUAGCAGUUUGUCUAAAUUGGUACUCAUCAAAAUAAUAUUAAAAAAAAAAAAAACAGAUAGAACUGGGAUAAUAAUAUACUUUGUACAAAUGAAAACUACCUA
Hyposmocoma kahamanoa is the source of this 730-nucleotide messenger RNA. Its product is annotated as INO80 complex subunit C. NCBI's taxonomy places the organism in Eukaryota, Metazoa, Arthropoda, Insecta, Lepidoptera, Cosmopterigidae. Gene Ontology annotation, cellular component: Ino80 complex. Gene Ontology annotation, biological process: chromatin remodeling. The transcript is spliced from 2 exons. The record is from RefSeq and is a predicted model, not a curated record. The coding region runs from base 55 to 396 and encodes 113 amino acids.